GGGGCGCCCCUCUCUUUGAGAGAUCACCCCACGGAUGAGGCUCUCCAGCCGGGGGAGGUGCUCGCAGCUGUCCGCGAUGGUGUGGGGAUCGGGUAGACUGGCACGUCUCAUGGGACGUUUCUCCCUAGAUCGUUGUAGCUAAUGGAACAGCAAAUGCCCGGUACAUGUAGAUUCUUCUGGUUAGUGUUCAAACUAUGACUAGUACUUUGGCCCCAUGACGAAAUGGAAAAUCCCAUCGACGUCCAAAAACCUGGAUAAGACCUCUUACUGGAAGAAGUUAGUAGGUCUUAUUGCAGCAACUCAAAAUGCCUGAUAAAUGACAAAAUACACAUAUUUUUAGGUUUGUCUUUGCAAUAUCCCCUGCAACAUCUCUUGGAUUGCUAUGAGUGCAGUCAGCUAGAUGACCACUUUUCUUAUGGAGAGACGGGAAUGCCAGUUCCUCCUUUCGGUUGCACCUUUUCUACAGCUUCAGAUCUGCAGCAUGUAUUUGCAGUUGCAAAUGAAGAAGGCUUUGUUAGACUGUAUGAUACGGAAACACAAAACAGUAGCAAGCAGAUCUUUAGAGAGUGGCUGGCUCACUCAAAUGCUGUCUUUGACCUUGCCUGGGUGCCUGGGGAACACAGGAUUGUUACAGCUUCAGGAGACCAGACAGCCAAGAUGUGGGAUGUGGGAUGUGGAGAGCUGCUUGGCAUAUGUAAAGGUCAUCAGUGCAGCCUCAAAUCAGUUGCUUUCUCUAAAUUUGAGAAAGCUGUCUUCUGUACUGGAGGCAGAGAUGGAAACAUCAUGGUUUGGGAUACCAGAUGCAACAAAAAAGAUGGAUUUUAUAGGCAGGUGAAUCAAAUCGGAGGAGCCCACAAUGUAGACAAGCAGAUAUCCUCCAAAUCGAAGAAGAAAAAACAAAAUCUGAGAGGACUUGCCCCUUCAGUGGAUUUCCAGCAGAGUGUGACAGUGGUGCUGCUUCAAGAUGAACACACCCUUAUCUCUGCUGGAGCUGUUGAUGGUGUAAUCAAAGUAUGGGACCUGCGCAAGAACUACACCAUGUAUCAGCAGGAUCCAGUGCCAUUCAAAUCAUUCUGCUAUCCUGGGCUCAGCACUCGCAAGCUGGGAUAUUCUAGUCUGGUUUUGGACUCCACUGGUACCAGCCUGUUCGCUAACUGCACAGAUGACAAUAUUUACAUGUUUAAUAUGACAAGUUUAAAGACCACUCCAGUGGCAGUCUUCAAUGGACACCAGAAUUCAAGCUUUUAUGUCAAGUCCAGCACUAGCCCAGAUGACCAGUUCCUGAUUAGUGGCUCAAGCGACCAGAGUGCCUACAUCUGGAAGAUUUCUGAUCCCCAUCUUCCUCCCAUGAUGCUCCUUGGUCACUCUCAAGAGGUUACAUCUGUUGCCUGGUGUCCUUCAGACUUCACUAAGAUCACCACAUGUUCUGAUGACAACACUGUGAGGAUUUGGCGCUUACAACCUGACCAUACCAAGAGACUAGCAUCCAGCAAAGUCAGCUUGGUAGGCUGGGUCUGUCAGAAGAAACCAGAAGAGCAAAAUGUGCGACCAGCUACACACAGUACUCCUGCAAAAGACUCCAUGGUGGGUAGCCCAUGCAUUUCUUCACCACGGCCAGCAGCUUGUGCUCCCAGUUGUGUUGGGGACCUUCCUCGGUCUACCAAUACUACAACAUCCUCUCUCAAAAGCCCAGCAGUCAAGGCCCACACUCCAGCCAAGCAAAGCGAAGCCAUAUCAGGCUCUUCUCCCAAGCCAACAUCUUCCUCCAAGAUGUCUAUUAAAAACUGGGUUACCAGGACUCUGUACUUUUCUCCACCAGCAAUGGGAGCAAAGACGCCUUCUCCAAGAAAAGCCCUGGCAGCGGUGUCUCAGGAUUUUCCAAAGACAGUUGACACUCCCAUAUCACCACUCUCACAGUUUGAAAAGCAAGCCAAAAGAAGGCUGGAGUCCAGCAAGGGAAAUCACAUGGGAGAGAAGUGUCUAAAAGGCUGCAGUUGUGUGACAGAGCUGGACCCAGUGGCUAAAAAACCCAAGCUGGAUUGGUGCUUCUUUGCAGCAGGCCAGAAAGCCAGUAUUGAAGACUAUCUGAGCCUUGCUGAGUUGACGACUGGAACUGAAGGCUAUGGCCAGAGCCCAGAGGAACCAUCCCUUCCUGAAAGCCCACUUAAUCAGGCAGGCUUCCAGAACCCCCCUCGUCCUUUAAGGAACUCCUGCAGGAAAGGGGCUCAUGUUUUGGACAAAGAGAACAGUUCACCUGGCAAAAAAAACUGGCUGUCUGCAAUGGGAGAGAAGCUGAAGACUAGCAAGGCCAGUAGUCUGAAGGCAUCAGGCAACAGCCCCCCAUCCUAUCGGAAUCCCAGCAUAAGACAAAAAGCAGCAACUGCAGCCAGUCCACCAGGAUCUGCUACAAUAACUUCAGUUUCCAUGAGGAAGAUCUGCACAUACUUUCAUCGAAAGUCACAGGACGACUAGUGCCAUGUGCUGCAUUUGAAAGGAACUGUAGCCCUGACUGUUGACAGGUCACUGGUCUUACCAAGAGUGACUUUAGCGACAUGGAGGGAGAAGGAUGCUAGGAUUAGCCAAUGCAUUGUUGGCCCUGAAUAAAGUGAAGUUGAAUGUUUUUAUUCUCCUGUUCUUUAAAUUCUUUUAUAAAAUAUGUUACGCUUUGUAGCCUCAAUUUAGCUCAGCAUGAAACACGCUCAAGGCUGAUUAAUGGAGACUUAUAUGCCAUUAUCAUGAAAUAGGUGAUAGAUUUUAAAAUACAUGUUUUCUUUAACACAUCACCCAGUUAAAUGUUCCCCUGUGAGUUCUUUUUCAUGUGGCAUCUUUGAAAUGCUCUAAUUAUCUUUGGAAAUAGCAUCAUUGAUAUGUGAUGUUAGCAUAGUCAAAUACCACUUGUUGGCUGUUUGUUUUAUUAUAUCUAAUCUUGAAACUUGUGCUUAAGAGCACUAUGCAAAACUCUUUUUGAUAGCAUCUGAAUAGAGAUGUCUGUGGAGAAACUGUUGUUGCAGAUAGACAGGAGCCACUAUUUCUGUUAAAAUAUCUACAGCUUGUUCCUCUUGUAUAGCAGUUCAACAAAGAAUCUUCUAAAUGUCAAAAUCUUUUAACUUCCUGUAAAUACAAAACAUUUUAAUG
Molecule: messenger RNA, 3135 nt
Organism: Pelodiscus sinensis (Chinese soft-shelled turtle)
Lineage: Eukaryota; Metazoa; Chordata; Testudines; Trionychidae
Source: RefSeq, a predicted model, not a curated record